Messenger RNA from Papilio machaon (common yellow swallowtail), 3636 nucleotides. RefSeq lists its product as uncharacterized. Gene Ontology annotation, biological process: DNA integration. Gene Ontology annotation, molecular function: nucleic acid binding. The transcript has 3 exons. The record is from RefSeq and is a predicted model, not a curated record. Bases 1 to 3636 code for a protein of 1211 amino acids. Lineage: Eukaryota; Metazoa; Arthropoda; Insecta; Lepidoptera; Papilionidae.
AUGGCGUUACACGCACGCAAUGACUUUGCACAAUUACCAAAAAUUAAAUUACCAACUUUCAACGGAGACUAUCAGUCCUGGCCUUCAUUCCAUGAUAUAUAUGUAUCAUUGGUGCACAACAAUGAAGCAUUGAGUGAUGUUGAAAGGUUGCAUUACUUGAAGUCAAGUGUCACCGCUGAAGCUGAAUCACUAUUAACACACAUACAAAUUACCAAUGAUAACUAUGGACAUUCUGCAUCAAGAUGUACAUUACCCGUCUCAUGUAGAAUCUGCAAACGUCGACAUCAUUCUCUUCUACACAACAACAAGGAACAGGAGACUGCGGCUUCAACAAGCUACUCACCACAACCGCAGGCUUCACAACACAAACUAGAGGAUGAACAACCGGUACAAGUAGACACUACUAUUGCAUCUCAUCUCACAACUAGUCAAGGAACUGCGCUUCUGGCCACUGCAUUGGUAGAAGCACAAGGGCUUGGUCAAAUCAUACCGCUGCGAGUACUCAUUGAUCAAGGCUCUCAAGCAACAUUUAUUACUGAAAAAGCAACUCAAUUAUUGAAGCUACAAAGAACACAUAUGAAGGGAAGCGUCAUAGGUGUGGGAUCAUCAAGAACAGAAAUUAAACAUGUGGUGCAGUUAUUAAUAAAAUCACGCUGGGAUAACAACUUUAGUUUACCGAUACAAGCCUAUGUGAUGCCUAAGCAACUGACCACAAUGAUACCUGCAAAAACAAUCAACACUCAACCGUGGCCACAUCUCAAGGGCCUCAACCUGGCUGAUCCUAACUACUUCACGCCAGGGUCAAUUGACCUGUUACUCGGGGUCAAAGAGUAUGCACAAAUACUACAACAAGAAUUCAUCAAGGGUCCAACAGGCACACCAUGUGCACAGAAAACAAGCCUUGGUUGGAUACUUUUUGGAGAGAUUCAAACAAAUCCACAAGAUACUUACCUCGUAAUGCAUCAUCAUGUUGACAUUGAAGAUAUUCUGAAAACAAUGUGGGAAGUAGAAGUGGACAUCAAAAGAUCAUUAACUAAAGAAGAAGAACUCUAUGAAGCCGAAGACCUGCAAGAAUAUCGCCUUCUUAGAGUAACGUUCGGAACAGCCUCUGCACCAUAUCUGGCUGUCAAAACUUUACAAGUUGCUCAUGAUGAAGAAAAACAUAAUCCACUUGCUUCACAAACAAUUAUAGAAGAUUUCUACAUGGAUGAUCUUCUCUCAGGUGCUGAUACACUAGAAGAAGCAAUAACUUUAGCUCAUGAAAUUACAACUAUUCUAGAAAAGGGAGGCUUCCAACUAAGAAAAUGGUCAUCCAACAACAUUCAAUUCUUACAGUCCAUUGAAGAAAACAAAAGAUCUGCAAAUGUUAAAAUUGAUAUGAAUUUAGACGGCACAAUAAAAGCAUUAGGUAUAACAUGGAAUCUAAACGCAGACAGCUUUGAAUAUUCACUAAGCCUAUCACAAAUCGGAAAGUCUAUUACAAAACGAAGCAUCUUAUCAGACAUACAAAAACUUUUCGAUCCGCUUGGCUGGAUUGCACCAAGUAUUGUUUUGGCAAAAAUGUUAAUGCAAAAACUAUGGCUACAGAAACUAACAUGGGAUGAAACAGUCAGUGAAGAACUAGAACAAGAGUGGCGACAAUUAAGAUUUGAUUUUGACACAGUCCAAAAUAUUAAAGUGAAAAGAUGGAUUGGAACAACUACUACUAACAAAGAUAAAAUACAAUUACACGGAUUCAGCGAUGCUUCAACACAUGCAUAUGCUGCAGUAGUUUACAUUAGAACUGAAACAAAUGGCAGAAUAGAAACAAACUUAAUUGCUGCAAGGACACGAGUAGCACCACUCAAAACAAUUUCCUUACCUCGCUUAGAACUUUGUGGAGCCUUGCUACUAUCCAAACUUAUGAAGCAAAUUGGUGAAGCACUAAGAAUACCUACCUCACAGAUGUAUGCAUGGACAGACUCGUCAAUUGUCAUUUCUUGGCUUUCUGGAGAUCCCAACCGCUGGAAACCUUUUGUAGCAAAUCGUGUAAUAGAAAUCAUAGAGAAUAUCAACCACAACCACUGGAACCAUGUACAAUCACAAGACAAUCCCGCAGAUCCAGCUUCUCGAGGAAUGCUGCUGUCAGCUCUGAAGACAUGCGAUUUGUGGUGGAAUGGUCCAAAUUGGUUAUCUGAAAAAGAUAUUAAAAUUAUUAAACAAGAUAUAGAAUCAACACAAUUAGAAAUGAAAAAUAAAUUAAUGGAUAAAAACAAACCUGAAAUUACUUACCUGAUUACCGAUGAACCUGUAAAAGAAGAAACAACAUUAAUAUCACAAUUAGAAAAUUUUGAUAACUUAAGUGAAUUACUCAAUACAAUUGUAUAUUGCAAAAGAUUUUUAAAUUUAAAAAAACAUAUUAAAGCAAACGCAAAAGAAAUCACAGUAAAAGAGAUAGAAGAAGCAUUAAAAUUUUGUAUUAGAAAAGCACAAGAAGAAGAAUUUCACGCAGAUAUUAGUAAGCUAAAGAAUAAAAAGCAAGUAAGCAAGAAAAGUAAAUUAAAGUCACUUAGCCCUUUCUUAGACGAAGAAAAUAUUCUCAGGGUGGGCGGUCGUCUCAGACACGCAGACCUAGAUCAAAACAGAAAGCAUCCUUUAAUUAUUGGAAACACAAACUUUCUUGUUCAAUAUUUAAUAGCAGAUGCACAUGCCAAAACGCUGCAUGGCGGCGCACAAUUAAUGUUGUGCUAUUUACGUUCAAAAUACUGGAUAUUAAGAGUAAAAUCACAAGUUAAACAACACGUACACCGUUGUCUAAUAUGUGCAAGAAUAAAAGCAAUAUCAAGAACGCAAUUAAUGGGAGACUUACCUAAGCAAAGAGUGCUGCCAUCCAGACCUUUUCUGAACACAGGAGUCGAUUUUGCCGGUCCAUUUCAAACGCUGAUGUGCAAGGGUCGAGGAAACAGAACGACGAAAACUUACAUAGCAAUUUUCAUAUGCACAGCUACCAAAGCUAUCCACAUCGAAUUAGUGGGCGAUCUCACUUCCGAAGCCUUCAUAGGUGCUUUUCGACGUUUCGUCUCACGAAGAGGCAAAUGCAGUCAUUUAUGGAGCGACCAAGGAAGAAACUUCGUUGGUGCAGAUAAGCAACUGGCCGAUGCCUGGAACGAGGCUAAACUACAAUUUUCUGGUCAUAUCGCACAACAACUAGCCACAGAAGGCACUCUAUGGCAUUUUAUUCCAGCUCACAGCCCUCACUUUGGCGGAUUGUGGGAGGCUGGUGUCAAGUCUAUAAAAUAUCAUUUAAAAAGAAUAAUUUCAACUCACCUUACGUACGAAGAAAUGACAACAGUUUUAUGCCAAGUAGAAGCUUGCUUAAAUUCACGCCCAUUAUGUCCAAUAGAUGACAAUGAUCCAGAUAACCUCACUCCUCUUACCCCUGGUCAUUUUUUAAUAGGUGAAGCUCCAAUCGUCGUGCCUUCACCAGACCUCAAGGACGUCAAAAUUUCACCCUUAGCUCGUUGGCAACACACACAGAAGUUAGUACAAGAUAUUUGGCGGCGCUGGCAAAAUGAAUAUCUGUCAAGACUACAACAACGCCCCAAAAUGGCUGAAGCUAGAGAAAGAAUUCAAGAUUGGAGACAUUGUACUAAUUAA